Molecule: messenger RNA, 969 nt
Organism: Penicillium antarcticum
Lineage: Eukaryota; Fungi; Ascomycota; Eurotiomycetes; Eurotiales; Aspergillaceae
Product: PAPA-1-like domain-containing protein
Exons: 3
Coding region: 1-969 (322 amino acids)
Biological process (GO): chromatin remodeling
Cellular component (GO): Ino80 complex
Source: RefSeq, a predicted model, not a curated record
AUGCCUGCCAACAGAUUGCGUGAAGCGACGGGCAGUGGCCGCGCCGGGCGCCGCUCUGUCAAUGUGUUUCGGGAAGAUCCCAUUGUGUUAGGACCCCGCUCCAGUCGGAACCGAAAGAAGAUUGUAGAAGUUGCUACGAGCGAUGAAGAAGAAAUCGAAGACCAAGAGGAAGAUGAGAUCGACGACGAGGAUGCACCUGGAGAUGACGACGAUGAGGAUGCUGAUGCGGACGGUGACGCUGACGGCGACCUCGAUAUGGAUGACACCCCACCACAGCCGCCUGUAAGACGCAGCAAGGCUGCUCCUGCACCUCGCGUAAAGCCACCUAAGAGUGUCGAGGCCAAGGAAAUGGAGAUGGAUGAAGAUGAAGAGGAUGAAGAAGACGAAGAGGAGGAGCAAAUAUCCGACUCCGACGAUGAUGCCGAGGGUGAAAUCGAAGAUCAGGACGAAAGCGGAGUCCCAGAUGUCACCGUCGAUGACAUGGAUGAACUCGAUGACGAUAUGCUCGACGAAGAGUUGGAGGGUGAACUCUUGGAUGGCGGCAAGAUGACCAAGCGUCAGCGAGGGAACCUUGGGAAUGACUUCUUGCAGCUCCCUAUGGAGCCUCAGGUCAAGAAGCACUUGACAGCGGAGGAGCGCCAAAUGCGCCGUGCAGAGAUGGCUCGGCGCAGGAAGAACCUGAGCGAGAAGCGCAAUGAAGAGGAAAAGAUGGACACAAUCAAUCGACUUCUCAAGAAGCAGGCACCGAAGCGACGUGGUCGUGCUGCGGCAAACGAUGCUGCCGAUGGCACCCCCGCUGGUCAAGAGACAUCCGAGCCCGAGAAGGCUGAUCCUAUUUUUGUCCGAUGGGUCAGUGGUCCCAGUGGUUGCAAAGUUAACGUGCCAGAAGAAUGGCUGGGUACACCUUCUGGACGUAUGUUUGGCGCCCCUCCAUCUGCCCCUGUGGGCAAAAUGGUUGAAGAACUUUGA